CACAUGCAUAUACACACAAAUAUAAAUAUAUAUAUAUAUGUAUAGAGACACAUAUCAAGGGAAAAUCAAGUGAAAAGUGCUAGAGUGCAAAGUGCAAAGUACCAAAAGACGAAAAACCAACAACCAAUCCAAGACGAAAGAAAGUCACCGCCAAAAAAAAAGGAAGAAAAAGAAGAUAGACAGACAGUCAGUCAGUCAGAUAGAAAGAAAGUUGUAAGCAGCUCCAGCUGCAACUCCUGCUACAUAACGGAGGAAGAAGGAACGUAACGAAAUGGCCAAAUUAGUGACUUAUAUCUUUAUCGUUAGCUCCCUGGUACUUUGGUAUCUGCUACUCUUUGGCAGCAUCGGAGGUGUGGAGGCCACCAAUGGCCAUGGCAGUCAGUUGGAAGGACGUGACUUUCAUCAUCAUGGCGGCAGUCAUCACAUACGCCGCAACAUCAAUCACUGUUGGCGUCGCUACGAUGGCUACAAUCUACAGAACACCAUUGUGAAUAAAAAGGAGCAAUUGAAGAAACCGUAUGGCAUUUUGUGCAACUUCAAGUGCACUUGGUUCUUUACAAUUAGUUUUCCCACAUGCGAAUUUAUUUAUGAUUAUAAGCUGUCUUGUGUGCUAUUCACUUCACUGCCCGACUGUACCAAUGUCAAGUGUACGCUCUUAAAUUAUUUCAACUAAAUAUACAUUAUUUCAACUAUA
Drosophila willistoni is the source of this 694-nucleotide messenger RNA. RefSeq lists its product as uncharacterized. The record is from RefSeq and is a predicted model, not a curated record. The transcript has 3 exons. NCBI's taxonomy places the organism in Eukaryota, Metazoa, Arthropoda, Insecta, Diptera, Drosophilidae. The coding region runs from base 272 to 673 and encodes 133 amino acids.